UAUCUUCAAUAUACUUGGCGUAGACUAUUUCCAUCCUGUGAUAACGUAGAUAUGGAACUAUUAAACCAGACAGACGUGAAGUUACAAACGACAACUUAAGCUAACAUUAUUAGCUAGCUAAGUACCGUUAGCUAGCUCAGUAUGCUAUGCUAACUUAGCCUGCUGUCUAUUUUUGCGAAAUAGCUGUGAUUUCUCAUAACAAAGCAACAUUUGAACUGAUUGCUUGCUACAGCCGGAGAACAACAUUUUCUCCGCAAUUUUUUGUUGUUGUUGCUUCAGCUCACACAAUGUAUGAGGAUUUAGAUGAACCCCAGCCAAACCAGUCAAAUCUACUGGUUCCUGACUGUAUCCAUGGUGACCAGAGCACAGGCGGUCCAGAGAUGGGUCCUAGGAGCCUUGACUACUUCAGUGACUUUCUAAGAUUGAGAGGAGAGAGUUCCAGCCGUCACUCUGACAGUGAGGGGGCAAGUUCUACCUCAGGAGCACCUGAACAACAGGAGGACAAUCACACAGCCAAGAACACACACAGCUGCAGAGAGUGUGGAGAGGAGUUCCCUACCCAGCAUUAUCUAAGAAAACAUCGUAACACAACACACACAGGAGAGAAGAAGACCAGUCCCAAACCCAGGAAGAGCUACAGCUGCCUGGACUGUGGGAAGGAGUUCCCAUGUCCAUCUAAACUACAACGACACCUUCUGACUCACACAGGAGAGAGGCCCUGCUUCUGUUCUGACUGUGGGAAGAGUUUCACUCGGGAGGAACAUCUGAAGACACAUCAGCGGUUCCACUGUUCUAGUGGGGAGGGCAGUCCCUCUAUAUCGGGAGAUCCUGAACAGGCAAAGAACUGCUGCCUGGAGUGUGGAAGAGAGUUCUCUAGUGCUUACAAACUACGCAGACACCUGCUGACACACACGGGAGAAAAGCCUCACUCCUGCUCCGUGUGUGGGAAGAGUUAUACUUAUCUACACACCUUGAAAUCACAUGAGCUGAAACACACCGGGGAGAAGUCUUACAAAUGUUCCGUGUGUGAGAAGAGCUUCAACCAAAAGGGAAAUUUGAACCAACACAUGUUAGUGCACACUGGUGAGAAACCUUUCUCCUGCUCUGUCUGUGGCAAGUGCUUCACCCAGAAAGCCAACCUGACUGCCCACCAGCUCUCCCACACAGGAGAGAAGCCUUUCUCCUGUUCCAUCUGUAGGAAGGGCUUCACUCAGAAAGCAUAUCUUAAACAACACCAGAAACUGCACACUGGAGAGAAGCCUUACGCCUGCUCCGAGUGUGACAAGAGAUUUACCUUCUGUACAUCCUUGAAAAGACACCAGCUGCAACACACAGGAGAGAGACCGGACUCGCUAAGUUUGAAAGAAAUACACCAGCAAUCACACGGCAAAAAAGUUGAGGAGAGUCUCUCUGCAUCAGCAGCAGAACCUGAACAACACCAGGAGAAUCACACAACUAAGACGUCAUCUCACUGCUGCUUAGAAUGUGGGAAACAUUUCAAAACGUCAUCGUCUCUACAGAUCCACAUGAGAAUCCACACAGGAAAGAAGCCAUACCCCUGCCCUGAUUGUGGGAAGAAUUUUGCUACAAAAGGAAGUUUGAACUUGCACCAGCGGUCACACACAACAGAAGCAGAGAAACCCAUCCACUGUGAGGAGCAGAACACAUCACAGGGGCAGGAGAUGGUAUCUAAUAACCUACAGGACCUCUGUCAAACACUGGGGCUGAAGGCUAAAGUCGAAGAGGAGAAGGACAAGGUGGAGGAGGAUGGAGAAGGGGCGACGGAUAAUGCAGAGGAAGUUGGAGGGCUGAUUAAUUCUGAUGGAGAAGAAGUUGACUGGGAUUCUGUUCAACAUAGUAAGUGGAGGCAGAACGCUGACUGUUCUUCAGUUACACAGUAA
Salvelinus namaycush (lake trout) is the source of this 1901-nucleotide messenger RNA. Its product is annotated as zinc finger protein OZF-like. The record is from RefSeq and is a predicted model, not a curated record. Gene Ontology annotation, biological process: regulation of transcription by RNA polymerase II. Gene Ontology annotation, cellular component: nucleus. NCBI's taxonomy places the organism in Eukaryota, Metazoa, Chordata, Actinopteri, Salmoniformes, Salmonidae. The transcript has 3 exons. Gene Ontology annotation, molecular function: DNA-binding transcription factor activity, RNA polymerase II-specific; RNA polymerase II transcription regulatory region sequence-specific DNA binding. The coding region runs from base 288 to 1901 and encodes 537 amino acids.